CCACUCGCUAGGGUUUUAAAAUCAGCUUCAUUCGCACACAGACACACACACACACACUCUAAGUAAUCCCAAUUACAUUUUUCAUUAUUUGGGAAGAACAUCAAAAAAAAAAAAAAAAAAAAAAAAAUUGCAGAGCAAACAAGAUGGCGAGUCCCGCGGAUUUGUUUCUGAAGAUUGGCUUGGAUGAAAAUACUGCAAAAAACACCGUCGCUAAUAACAAGGUCACCGCUAAUCUCACCGCCGUCAUUCACGAGGCAGGUGUUGCUGAUGGGUGCGAUCGGACAGUUGGAAAUCUACUGUACACAGUUGCAACGAAAUUUCCCGCAAAUGCUCUUGUACAUCGACCUACACUGCUUAAAUAUAUUAUUUCAUCAAAGAUCAAAACUCCUGCUCAGUUGGAAGCUGCCUUUUCGUUUCUUUCCACAACUGCUUCUGACAAGUUGAAUGUCGAUGAUUUUGAAGCUGCUUGUGGAAUCGGAGUUGAGAUCUCUCUGGAAGAUAUUAAAAAGGUUGUUAAUGAAAUUUUUGAAGAGAGUAAAGCUGUUAUUUUGGAGCAGCGGUACAGAACGAAUGUUGGCGAAAUAUUUGGUCAGAUCAGAAAGAAACAGCCAUGGGCUGAUCCAAAGAUUGUCAAGCAAACUGUUGACGCCGAAUUAUAUUCUCUGCUUGGUGAAAGAACAGCUGCAGACAACGAAAAGCCCACAAAAAAGAAAAAAGAGAAGCCCAAGCCUGAGGAUAAAGCUAUCGUUGAAGAGGCAGCUCCAGUACCUGAAGAAGAAAUCAAUCCAUUCUCAAUAUUUCCUUCACCAGAACAGAACUUGAAGGUACAUACAGAAAUAUAUUUCAGUGAUCGGCCUGUGCUUAGGGCUUCCAAUUCAAGGGAACUACUCAAUAAACAUCUGAAGGUCACUGACGGAAAAGUUUUGACACGUUUUCCACCUGAACCCAAUGGUUACCUGCAUAUAGGUCACGCAAAGGCUAUGUUUGUGAACUUUGGCCUAGCAAAAGAGAGAGGUGGAUGCUGCUACCUGAGGUACGACGAUACCAAUCCAGAAGCGGAAAAAAAGGAAUAUAUUGAUCACAUUGAAGAAAUUGUUGGAUGGAUGGGGUGGGCACCCUUUAAGAUCACCUACACCAGUGAUUAUUUUCAAGAGCUCUAUGACCUAGCAGUAGAACUGAUACGACGAGGUCACGCUUAUGUUGAUCACCAGGUUUCUCCUUGGCAAACAUUCGUCUCAUUUUCGUGUUCCGGAUUCCCAAC
Erythranthe guttata (spotted monkey flower) is the source of this 1261-nucleotide messenger RNA. The record is from RefSeq and is a predicted model, not a curated record. NCBI's taxonomy places the organism in Eukaryota, Viridiplantae, Streptophyta, Magnoliopsida, Lamiales, Phrymaceae.